Messenger RNA from Ogataea parapolymorpha DL-1, 849 nucleotides. RefSeq lists its product as uncharacterized. The transcript has a single exon. Bases 1 to 849 code for a protein of 282 amino acids. The record is from RefSeq and is a predicted model, not a curated record. NCBI's taxonomy places the organism in Eukaryota, Fungi, Ascomycota, Pichiomycetes, Pichiales, Pichiaceae.
AUGCUCAAGCUCAAUUAUAAGGCCAUAGAGUUUGAAUUGAAUGUGCAGCUUGCAGAGCUGUCCAACAUCCCACAGCUGGACCACGUGUCAUGCUUUUACAUCCAGACAAUCUCGAACAGCCGGCUCACUGGCAAGCACCAGUACCAUCAUAGACACGCAGUUCAAUCGGCGGAGCGUCCGGUUGAAAACCACAAGUCUGUGUUCAACAACGAGCUAAUCCGGGCCAAACUGAAGCUCUAUGCCAAUCCAAAGGAAUCCUUUACGCUCUCCGAUAAAUGGCUAUACAUUACGUUUUUCAUUCACGAUACGCAUACUAGCAAGAAAAAUAAGCUUGGCACUCUUGAGCUCAAUUUGACGGAAUAUGCCAACGACCGCGAGCCUAAAAAUCUACGCUAUCUCCUCAAAGACUCAAAGACAAACGCGAUUCUGCGCUUGUCAGUAUACAUGAAACAUCUCGACAGUGCCCAAGAUUAUCAUUAUAAUGUCCCAAAAAGAAGCACACAGCAGAUAUACACGGGUCUAAAAGACUCGAUUGAGGAUUCCAAGAAGGAGUUCCCGGAUCCGGAGAAGCACAAAAACGACUCCGAGAUGAUUCUUAACGACAUCAUCAACAAAACGUUCAAGUUCAGCUGGCAGUUCAACGGUGUCAAUUACGACGAAUACACGCCUAUCGAGUGCGUUAGGGAUAUCACGCAGCACAACGGAAACGGCUGGAAACGGAACGAGUUCGGCGUCCCGUACAUCGACACCGUGCAACACGAUUACACCACGCGCAAGAAAACCGGCCAUGGACCCCUGCAGGAGUCAGACUACCGGUCAGAUCUGCGCAGCUGGCAUCUUGAAAGCUAG